UAUUUUUAACUAACUCUCUCGUGCAUUACCGGACUUGUAUGUAUGUCUAUGUGUGCUUGUAUAAAUGAAGUGAAUUAGUCUCAAAUUGUUUAAGCUCCUGGACACAGUUUCUCAGAACUCAAACUAUUUAAUCAUCAGUCUGCUACAAAUAAUUGGAGAAUACAACAAGGAAAAACUGAGGGAGUAAAUCAAAUUUCGUUGGGAACUUACGGUGAGCCUCAUUAAUCUUGCCGUCUUCCUCUGUCGAAAGUCUCGGCAAUUAGGCUGAAGAGGGAGAAUGGUUUGCCGCCAGAGGGCUUCCUCCGUUACUGGGAAGAAAUAGGACGCACUUUCCGCGGGACACUCAACUUCUGCAUCGCGUCUCAAAGGCAUUAUGUAUCCGGGACUCGCGCUUGAAUUCGCUUGGUCUUCUAUGAUUUAGUUCUGCUCACAGAUUGCGUUUUCAAGUGUAAUUUUAUAUCACAGAUUUCAACAUUAGAUGAGGAUUACUGAACAGACCAACCCAUCCAGAUAAGCAAAGUCUGUUAGUUAAAACGAAGCAGGAUGUAGAAGAUUUCUAACUAGACGGAUGAAGAGUCCAGCGACUUACUACUGAGUUAUGAGUCAGGAUGUCACGAAGAACAAGAAACAGCAGUUCCGGGAGCACAACUACGUCCACUUCCGGUCCUGUUGGAGAAAACAACUCGCUACCUAUUGUUCAACAAGCUCAACAUUACUUGGAAGAAAAUGUUAGAGCCUGGAUGAAACCGAAAUAUGAACAGGCACAAUCUUAUUUGUUGACAGCCUCAGACGCUCGAGCAGAUUCGUACUGUUCUACGGUGUCACUCCGAGAGAUUAAUGGCUCAACUGCCAGUGAUUCCAGAAUGUACGGAUAUACGCCCACUCAGUUGGAUGAUCAUCGUUCAGUGACCAUCAAUGACAUACAUUUGUCCAAAGGUUUGUUUUCGUCAAACAGCCAUAAUUAUCCCUCCAGUGGAGGUUUUCAGAGUAGUGCAGUAGGUCAUGGAGUGUUUGUCAAGCCACUGACUGAAGUCCCAGGAGGGCUAGACAUAACUAAAAACGUUUCUUUGUCACAGAGUUACUCCUUUCCACACUCCUUCUCCUACAGCGGUCUUUCGCAGUCUUCUUAUCUUCAAGAAACUUCUUAUAGUUCUCCUUGUGGUCCAGUUAUGGACGUUUCGCAGCCUUCGGCAGCAGCUUCGUUUUUUGCCAGGGCAACCCAGCGAUUAAAUUUAGCAGUUAAGAAAAAGAGAAGACAUUACGGCGACUAUGACUCAGACACGUCUGUGUUUCAGACAAAUUUCUCCGUCAUCAUUAGAACAACCCCUCCUCCCGCCCCUCCCGCAUUAUUACGAGUAGCAAGUCGAAGGGAUGGAUUCGGUGUUGGCAAGGUAUUUUGGUGUUUUGGUCAC
Limulus polyphemus (Atlantic horseshoe crab) is the source of this 1412-nucleotide messenger RNA. RefSeq lists its product as uncharacterized. The transcript is spliced from 4 exons. NCBI's taxonomy places the organism in Eukaryota, Metazoa, Arthropoda, Merostomata, Xiphosura, Limulidae. The record is from RefSeq and is a predicted model, not a curated record. Gene Ontology annotation, biological process: microtubule-based movement. The annotation marks the transcript as partial. Gene Ontology annotation, molecular function: microtubule motor activity.